This is a messenger RNA of Megalobrama amblycephala (Wuchang bream), 2080 nucleotides long. Its product is annotated as ninjurin-2-like. Gene Ontology annotation, cellular component: membrane. The record is from RefSeq and is a predicted model, not a curated record. Gene Ontology annotation, biological process: tissue regeneration; cell adhesion. Bases 1069 to 1536 code for a protein of 155 amino acids. The transcript has 4 exons. Lineage: Eukaryota; Metazoa; Chordata; Actinopteri; Cypriniformes; Xenocyprididae.
GGGAAACAAGGUCUCCAACACUUUUGCAUCUGGUAACAUAUGAUCGCACAUUCAUAUUCCGAGCACAGGUCCAGUACCAGUGUCCAGUUGGUGGCAAAGGGAGCAUUGAUUACAGCAAUUAUUUUGAAGUAGAAGAACCACUGUUAUCCCCUGUCUCACUUGCGUCAAAAAGUCUGGUUCUCAUUGCAUGUUAUUUUGGCCAGGAAAUGUCCACUUGGACAGGAAGAGAACAUUUGGCUUGCAUGUAAAUUGACUAAGUAACUUUUUAUGUGCCGUUUAGAGGCAGGGUUAUCUAAAAUAGAUGAUACCAAUGGGAGACAAAGUGUAAAGUAAUUGCCUUGCGGUCUUUGAUGGAGCUUAAUUACUAAAGAAUAUGUAAUAUUUACUACUGUAUUUAAUGGCAUAGAAGGUGGAGUUGGGAUAUUGGGCAUUCAUAUCAUAAAGGUCAUGAUACCUGGAGAGAAAAAGAUCUAAAUUAUCUGGCCAAAAUAAAGACAAGGAAUCUGAGUGAACAAGACGUGGGCUUCAAUGACAUUUGUUGAAUUAAAAACCAGGGGCCAGUUGCAUAAACUUAGUCACUAUAUUAAGACUGUGACUUAAGAACUAGUUUGACCAACUUGCAGUUAACCAAGGGGUAAUCAAUGUUAUUUUUCCAAUUCACAUUACACUAAUCUACCUUUUUAUUUAACAGACUUCAAAGAAAUUAGGACUACUCUUCAAGAAAAACAUUAGUGUCUUAACUUUUAAGACUAGUCUAAGUGGUUUAUGCAACCGGCUCCAGUAAUGAAAUAAGAAGAGGAAUGUGACUUCUGACUCCUUCUGAAGUAACCAUGUGAACCCGCUGAACGAAUCAGAACGACUCUUUUUAGAUUCAAAACAUUUGAGUCACUGGGUGAGUCACGCCCACUACUACUGCCAAAACAACACAGAACAUGCUGAGAAGAGCUAAGGGAAAUCAGUUUGUUAUAUUUUCAGUGUAGAAAUUAUUAAUUUAUCACGCUUUUUUUGUAUUAUUACUUCUUGAAUGCGUCUUGUAAAUAAUCCUACCAAGCGCUCUUGAAAGUUCCAAUGGAGGAGAACCGAGCUCUCAGUGAAUCAGAAAAGGUAGAGGCUCUUGCCACAGGGAACGGAGAGCGUCGUUUCAACAUGAAUCAUUACGCUACUAAGAAGAGUGCAGCGCAGAGCAUGUUGGAUGUGGCUCUUCUGAUGGCCAACUCCUCUCAGCUGAAGACAGUGCUGCAUUCAGGACCUCAGCACCGCUUCUACGCCCCUCUUAUUGCGCUCAUAUCACUGUCCAUCUCACUGCAGGUCAUUGUUGGCCUCCUACUCAUCUUCAUUGUGAAGUAUGACCUGAAUGAUGUUAAGAAACAGCCGAGGCUGAACACAAUGAAUGAUGCAGCAACUAUUUUUGUGUUCUUUACUGUUCUUAUCAACGUCUUCAUCACAGCGUUGGGAUUUGAGACUGGAGGCGGCAGUGUAAUAUUUGAGACUGCACUCCCUCGGACCAGCUCUGUAAACAUCACUGAUGAUGUAUAAGCACACAAGGACUGUCAUGUGAUACCAUUUAAAGCCUGCCUUUUGUUUCAUCAUCAUGUAUUUUAUAAAAUUUAUCACAGGACACUGUACUCCAUAUAAUAUCUAAGCAAAAUAUGUGAUGUUUUGUAUGUUUAGGCAGAACAUUUUAACAAACUAAGAAGUUAUUUUCAUGGUUUAUGUGAAAGACAGCGUGGCAUUAAGGAUACAUUUUUAUGUAAGGAACAAAAUAGAGAUUAUAGUCAAGUGUUUGUGAAAAUUUGCUCUUUUUAUUUUUCAUGUUAUUUAUAUCUUUCCAUCUUUAAAGCAUAAAACAUUUGAAAUUUGAUUUUUUUUUUUCCCACAUUUUUUUUAUUUUUUUUUGUGUGUGUGGAAGGAUUGAUGCUAAAUCAGUUUGCAUAUGAUCUAAAAUGAAGAAUGUUAAAAAAUUAAUUAAUUAAUGCUUAAAAUGAAUUAGUUGCAUUUUAAAAUAGCAUGUUUCAAAAACAUGCAAAACAAGCACAAUUGUGACCUUAUGCUGAAAUAAAGAUUACAGAUUUAAUAAUCA